CGUCAAAAAAAAAGUUUCCCGCUCUUUUGCUUCUCAAUCUCUUAUUGCCCUCACUCUCGCAAAUUUGAUUUCGUUCGUGUUCUUCAGCAGAAAAAGAAAAAACAAAACAACUCCAGAUUUCUCCGAGAUUCUCUUGCAUCGGUUCGAUUUUCAUUAUUCCUUUUCGAUUCAGAUUUUAACUCGUGUGGCGCUUCGUAGUUGAUCUCCAUUUCUAGCGUUUCCGGGUUCCAAUUUUGGCUUCUCUUCUUCACUUUCUAGGGUUUCUUUCGGGGUUUGGAAUUCUGGGGAAGAAGAAGACGGAAGAUGCACGUAAAGGAGAUAUGCUUGGAGGGUUUCAAAUCCUACGCUACAAGGACGGUCGUGCCGGGUUUCGACCCGCAUUUCAACGCCAUUACGGGUCUAAACGGGUCGGGCAAGUCCAACAUCCUCGAUUCCAUCUGCUUCGUUCUGGGUAUCACCAAUCUUCAGCAAGUUCGUGCUGCCAAUCUACAGGAGCUCGUGUACAAGCAAGGACAAGCUGGGAUUACCAAGGCAACUGUGUCGAUUACCUUUGAUAAUUCCAACCGGACCAGAAGCCCUCUCGGGUACGAGGAUAGUCCGGAGAUUACCGUGACUAGACAAAUAGUAGUUGGUGGGCGGAACAAGUAUUUGAUCAACGGAAAGCUUGCACAACCAAGUCAAGUUCAGAACCUUUUCCACUCGGUGCAACUCAAUGUCAAUAACCCUCACUUUCUCAUCAUGCAAGGGCGUAUCACCAAAGUCUUAAACAUGAAACCUCCAGAGAUCCUAUCGAUGCUUGAAGAGGCUGCUGGAACAAGAAUGUAUGAAACUAAGAAAGAGGCUGCGCUGAAAACGCUUGAAAAGAAGCAAACCAAGGUUGAUGAGAUAAAUAAGCUUCUAGACUAUGAAAUAUUGCCGGCUUUGGAGAAGUUGAAGAAAGAAAAGACACAGUACAUGCAAUGGGCUAGUGGUAAUGCUGAAUUAGACAGGCUUAAGAGGUUUUGUAUUGCUUUUGAGUAUGUUCAAGCAGUGAAGACUAAAGCCACCGCAGUUCAUGGAGUCGAACAAAUGAAGGCAAAAAUUGUUAAUAUUGAUGAGGAAUCAGAAAAGACGCAGGCCAAAAUUCAGGAUCUGGAGAAACAAAUAAAAGCCUUGACUCAGGCAAAGGAAGCCAGCAUGGGUGGAGAAGUAAAAGCCUUGUCUGAGAAUGUAGAUUCACUGUCUCAAGAAUUGACUCGUGAAUUAUCGAAACUUAAUAAUAAGGAGGACACCCUCCAGGGUGAACAAGAGAAUGCUGAAAAGAUCGUUCAUAAUAUAGAAGAUUUGAAGAAAUCGCUUGAAGAGAAAACCUCUGCUUUGAAGAAGUCCGAAGAAGGAGCAGCUGAUCUAAAACAAAGAGUCCAGGAACUUUCCACCACAUUGGAAGAUUGUGAAAAAGAACAUCAGGGUGUACUUGCUGGGAAGAGUAGCGGUCACGACGAGAAAUGCCUUGAAGAUCAAUUGCGUGAUGCAAAAGUUGCUGUUGGGACAGCUGAGACAGAGUUGAAGCAGCUGACGACCAAAAUUGGCCACUGUGAGAAGGAGCUAAAAGAAAAGAAAUCUCAGUUAAUGUCCAAACGUGAAGAAGCAGCGUCAGUGGAGAAUGAACUUAAUGCAAGAAAAAAAGAUUUAGAAAGUGUAAAAGAGUCACUAGAAUCUCUUUCAUACAAAGAAGGUCAAAUGGAAGCUUUGGAAAAGGAACAAGCAUCUGAGCGUGGAAUUGUGCAAAAGCUGAAAGAUAAAGUGCGUGAUCUUUCAGCUCAAUUAGCAAAUGUUAAUUUUACAUACCGCGAUCCAGUGAAGAACUUUGAUCGGUCAAAGGUGAAAGGUGUGGUUGCAAAACUGAUAAAGGUAAAAGAUAGAUCCACAAUGACAGCCUUAGAGGUAACUGCUGGUGGGAAAUUGUUUAAUGUUGUUGUGGACACAGAAGAUACAGGAAAGCAGCUCCUUCAAAAGGGUGAUCUCCGGAGAAGAGUUACAAUUAUACCCCUCAGUAAAAUUCAAUCCCACCUUGUUCCCCCGAGAGUGCAGCAAGCUGCUGUUAGAUUGGUCGGAAAAGAGAACACAGAAUUGGCACUUUCUUUAGUUGGUUAUGGCGAGGAAUUAAAGAGUGCCAUGGAAUACGUUUUUGGUUCCACUUUCGUUUGCAAAACGACUGAUGCAGCAAAGGAGGUAGCUUUUAAUCGGGAAGUUCGGACUCCGAGUGUCACUCUGGAAGGUGAUAUUUUUCAACCAAGUGGUCUUCUGACCGGUGGAAGUCGGAAGGGCGGAGGUGAUCUAUUAAGGCAACUUCAUGAUCUUGCAGAGGCUGAGUCAAAACUACAAAUGCACCAGAAGAGGUUGUCUGAGAUUGAAGCAAGGAUCAAGGAGCUUCAACCCCUUCAGAAGAAGUUCAUGGACAUCAAAGCACAGUUGGAGCUAAAAACAUACGAUUUGUCUCUUUUUCUUAAAAGGGCUGAACAGAAUGAGCAUCACAAGCUUGGUGAAGCAGUGAAGAAGCUCGAGGAAGAGCUGGAAGAAGCAAAAUCCCAAGUCAAGGAUAAGGAGGUUCUUUACAUAAAGUGGGUUGAUACUGUCUCCACGCUGGAGAAAUCCAUCAAGGAUCAUGACAAGAACAGAGAGGGAAGACUCAAGGACUUGGAAAAGAAGAUUAAGACCAUCAAGACUCAGAUGCAGGCUUCUUCAAAAGAUCUAAAGGGUCAUGAAAAUGAACAAGAGAAGCUUGUAAUGGAGCAGGAAGCAGUGAAGAAGGAACAAUCAUCUACAGAGAGUCAGCUAGCUUCAUUAAGGACUCAAAUUAGCACUUUGGCUUCAGAAAUAGACGAGCAGCGAGCAAAGGUCGAAGCCAUACAGAAGAAUCACGACCAGGCUCAGGCUGAGCUCAAGUUGAUACAUGCGAAGAUGAAGGAAUGUGAUACGCAGAUAAGUGAUCUAGUUGCAGACCAGGAAAAGUCUCUGCAGAAACUUGGUGACAUGAAGCUUGAGAGAAAGAAGUUGGAAAAUGAGGUUGUAAGGAUGGAGAUGGAGCAAAAUGAUUGCUCUGUUAAAGUAGACAAACUGAUUGAAAAGCAUACAUGGAUAACAUCUGAAAAGCAGCUUUUUGGAAGAACAGGGACUGACUACGAUUUUGCAUCAUGUGAUCCUUAUAAAGCAAGAGAAGAACUUGAGAGACUCCAGGGUGAACAAUCAGGUCUUGAAAAAAGGGUAAACAAGAAGGUCAUGGCAAUGUUCGAAAAAGCAGAGGAUGAGUACAAUGCUUUGAUGUCCAAGAAAAACAUAAUUGAGAAUGACAAAUCCAAAAUCAAGAAAGUGAUUGAAGAGCUAGACGAGAAGAAAAAGGAAACACUGAAAGUUACAUGGGUUAAAGUUAACCAUGAUUUUGGAUCCAUCUUUUCAACUCUACUACCUGGCACCACGGCAAAGUUAGAUCCUCCGGAAGGCGGCACUUUCCUUGAUGGUCUUGAGGUCCGUGUUGCUUUCGGGGGUGUUUGGAAACAGUCUUUGUCUGAACUGAGUGGAGGGCAAAGAUCUCUUCUUGCUCUCUCCUUAAUCUUGGCAUUGCUUCUCUUCAAGCCAGCUCCUCUUUACAUAUUAGAUGAGGUUGAUGCAGCUCUUGAUCUCAGCCACACACAGAACAUAGGAAGAAUGAUAAAAGCUCAUUUCCCCCAUUCCCAGUUCAUCGUGGUCUCACUGAAAGAAGGAAUGUUCAACAAUGCCAAUGUUCUUUUCCGAACAAAGUUUGUGGAUGGAGUAUCAACAGUCCAGAGGACGGUAACAAGGCAGGACAGAUGAUCCUCGUCAGAUGUAAGAUGAAGUCUGUCUUUUUCCGGUAAUCUUUCCACACUAAAAGUUAUCUGUUAGGCCUACGUGAGUAAUAUGAUUGGAUCAAAGCCAAUGUUUGGUUGGUUGCCAUUGUCUAUAUCUAACCGGAGAGCGAAAGCUCUUAGGUUGUUUGUUGCAAAUUCCUGUGUAGUGUGUGUUAAGUUAUUCUGUGAUAAUCUGUAUAAUUUUAUACCCCUGGAUUAUUGGGUUCAAUUCUAAACCGGCAUCCUCGGUUUGGUUAAAACGAGGAUAUCUAAUGCUAAUAGAAGCCGAUUAGUAUCAAAACCGGCACUCUCUUUUGUAAUGGGGCAUGACAUGCCAUUGUCACAGAUUUAUGACUAUUGAUAAGUUUACAAGAAAGCAAUUGAUUAGCAGCAAAAUGAUGCUUGAUACAAUAGGAUUACCAUCUUGAUCAAUCAUAGUUCCUAUGUACAUCAAACAGCUUUAAAAUGUUUCUUUCAUGGCGCUACAACGGUCCAAUUCCAAUAUCAUGCUAAAAAAAAAAA
Messenger RNA from Tarenaya hassleriana, 4367 nucleotides. Its product is annotated as structural maintenance of chromosomes protein 2-1-like. NCBI's taxonomy places the organism in Eukaryota, Viridiplantae, Streptophyta, Magnoliopsida, Brassicales, Cleomaceae. Gene Ontology annotation, biological process: chromosome organization. Gene Ontology annotation, molecular function: protein binding; ATP hydrolysis activity; ATP binding. The coding region runs from base 304 to 3831 and encodes 1175 amino acids. The transcript is spliced from 20 exons. Gene Ontology annotation, cellular component: chromosome. The record is from RefSeq and is a predicted model, not a curated record.